Penicillium macrosclerotiorum is the source of this 1227-nucleotide messenger RNA. Its product is annotated as putative C6 finger domain protein. Lineage: Eukaryota; Fungi; Ascomycota; Eurotiomycetes; Eurotiales; Aspergillaceae. The transcript has 3 exons. Gene Ontology annotation, molecular function: zinc ion binding; DNA-binding transcription factor activity, RNA polymerase II-specific. Gene Ontology annotation, biological process: regulation of DNA-templated transcription. The record is from RefSeq and is a predicted model, not a curated record. The coding region runs from base 1 to 1227 and encodes 408 amino acids.
AUGCCCGCGGCUGUCGAGGCGAUGGCAUCAACUCCAAACUCACAAGGUGCCAUGGAUAGUGCCAGUGCGGCGGAUAAGAAGCGCAACAAAUUAGGGUAUCAUCGGACAUCUGUCGCAUGCGAUUGCGACUCCUACGCACAGGGAAGUUUGCAGUUGAGCUUAUACAAGUGUCUUAUAGUGCAUUGCCGUCGACGAAAGAUCCGAUGUUUAGUUGCGCCAGAUGACGUACAAGGACGAUGUGAGAAUUGUAUACGAUUGCGCAAGGAAUGCCAGUUCUUUCCGGUCGACCAGCAACCGGCUGUGGAGAAGAAAUCACGACCUAGCUCGAGACUCGAAACCGGAUCUGCGGACCACUCGACGACACCGAUUUCAUCUUCGCCUACCAAUAUAAAUACAGACUCCGUGGAGGCAUAUUACCCGUACCCACAGGUUCCUUUGAGCGCCUCGUCCGGCCAGGAGAUGGCAGCAUUUAAUCCAGCAUUUGGGGGGGGUCCAAUGACGGGGUUUGCACCGGGUAGGUUGUCUUCUUUACAGGAUGAUCGUAUGGGAACAUAUGGCUCCUCCUUCUCUCUCCCUCCUGCCUCGCCAGUAGAUCGAUCAAUGGGACCAGGAGAAUUCACGGGCCACCCGGCAAUGGAAACCGGAGUGCCGUGGGAUGAGUUUACGACAAUAUCAGACCCACAAAUGUUGGCCUCGAUAGCCGCCAGCAAAGGACAGAUGAUGAAUUUGGCACCAAACGUCUGGAACCCGGCCGUGCCUGCAGGAUUAUCACCCAGCUCGCCCAUUGCAGGUGCACCGCCGAUGACGGGCCAAGGUCAACCGAUGAACCCAGGCCCUGCGUAUACGAUGCAGCCGGAUGGAACGGUCUGGCAAGUACCACCGCAACCAUCCCGAGCCAUGAGCUAUCCCGGUCAGACGGACAUGAGCGCCUCAUACCCGAGCCAAUUCCAAGCACCAAUGGCCCCCGAUCUUAAACGCAGGAUGACCACUCCAGCCGCCGGCUCCCAGGGCUCACCCAUCCCCAGUCCUGACAUGCAAACCCCCGGAGCGGUUCCUUUCCAGCCCCAAGCGAACAUGGGAUUCACUCAAUGGCCUCCCAUGAAUGCCAUGUCUGGCAUGAGUGUCGUUCCCUAUCCAAUGUACUCGGGCGAUGUCCAGCAACCACUCUAUACCACCAACGCUCCUCCCAUGGGCCAUCCGGGAGCUCCAGGGCGUUCUGGGCCCUAA